GGAACGUGCGCGCAGGCGAUGCACGGGGCAUGCGCGAGCGGGCUCCGGGCCGGGUGGGUAGAGGCUUCAGGUGGCGCGCGGUGGCGCCGCCCGCGACCCGCCGCCCCGCUUGCGGCCCUGUGGUGGCCGCAGCCGCCCCUCGGCCUCACCCAGUGCUUUGGCCUCCUUGUGGACAGCGCGCCGGCCCCGCGGUGCGGGGCCACGGGUCGGCCGCGCCUUCACGUGUCCAGGCCGCCGCAGUGACCCCGCCCCCGGGCCCAGGAUGUGAGGCCCGCGGGGCGUCCCCGCACCGGGCCCGGACGCCGGGAGUGGCCGGCUCGGCAACGCCGAGCGAUGGCCCUGCUGCCGGUGCUCCUCGCCUCCUGGGGCCUGAGGCAGUGAGGGGGCCGGCGGGCGAGGGCUGAGGGGGCCGCGGGCGCCAUGGAGGGGGUGCUGUACAAGUGGACCAACUAUCUGAGCGGUUGGCAGCCUCGGUGGUUCCUUCUCUGUGGGGGAAUAUUAUCAUAUUACGAUUCUCCUGAAGAUGCCUGGAAAGGUUGCAAAGGGAGCAUCCAGAUGGCAGUCUGUGAAAUUCAAGUUCAUUCAGUAGAUAACACACGCAUGGACCUGAUAAUCCCUGGGGAACAGUACUUCUACCUGAAGGCCAGAAGUGUGGCUGAGCGACAGCGGUGGCUGGUAGCCCUGGGGUCAGCCAAGGCUUGCCUGACAGACAGUAGGACCCAGAAGGAAAAAGAGUUUGCGGAAAACACUGAAAACCUGAAAACUAAAAUGUCGGAACUAAGGCUUUACUGUGAUCUUCUUGUUCAGCAAGUAGAUAAAACAAAAGAAGUGACCACAACUGGUGUGUCCAGCUCUGAGGAGGGAAUUGAUGUGGGAACUCUGCUGAAAUCGACCUGCAAUACUUUUCUGAAGACUUUGGAAGAAUGCAUGCAGAUUGCAAAUGCAGCCUUCACUUCUGAGCUGCUCUAUCGUACUCCCCCAGGAUCACCUCAGCUGGCCAUGCUCAAGUCCAACAAGAUGAAACAUCCUAUUGUACCGAUUCAUAAUUCAUUGGAAAGGCAAAUGGAAUUAAACAGUUGUGAAAAUGGAUCUGUGAAUAUGGAAAUAAACGAUGAUGAAGAAAUCCUAAUGAAAAACAAGAGCUCCUUAUGUUUGAAACCUGCAGAAACAGAUUGCAGCUUAUCAAGUGAAGAAACUACAGACGAUAAUAUAACAGGUGAAAUGAUGAAGGAAGAUGGAGAGGAAAACCUGGGAAAUCAUGACAGCAGCUUGGUGCAGCCUGAAUCACACUCCUCACGCAGCUCUCCAGAACCCCACUGGGAAGAAGGCCAAGAAGUUAUCCCAACUUUCUUUAGUACCAUGAACACCAGCUUUAGUGACAUUGAACUUCUGGAAGACAGUGGCAUUCCCACAGAAGCAUUCUUAGCAUCAUGUUAUGCUGUGGUUCCAGUAUUAGACAAACUUGGCCCCACGGUGUUUGCUCCUGUUAAAAUGGAUCUAGUUGGAAAUAUUAAGAAGGUAAAUCAGAAGUAUAUUACCAACAAGGAAGAGUUUACCACCCUCCAAAAGAUAGUGCUGCAUGAAGUGGAAGCCGACGUAGCCCAGGUUCGGAACUCAGCUACAGAAGCCCUCUUGUGGCUGAAGAGAGGUCUCAAAUUUUUGAAGGGCUUUUUGACAGAAGUGAAAAAUGGAGAAAAGGACAUCCAGACAGCCCUGAAUAAUGCGUAUGGUAAAACAUUACGGCAGCACCAUGGCUGGGUAGUUCGAGGGGUUUUUGCGUUAGCUCUGAGGGCAGCUCCAUCCUAUGAAGAUUUUGUGGCUGCGUUAACCAUAAAGGAAGGCGACCACCAGAAAGCAGCUUUCAGUGUUGGGAUGCAGAGGGACCUCAGCCUUUACCUCCCUGCCAUGGAAAAGCAGCUGGCGAUACUGGACACUUUAUACGAGAUCCACGGACUGGAGUCUGACGAGGUGGUAUGACGACUGCAGGGCAGUGCCGCCUUUUAACUUCAGGGAAUAAAGUUUGCUCAAGUGUUUUGUUGCCCUGCUUAGUUUCCAGCAGCAGCUUCAACCCUCUUCAGUCCCUUGCUUGGGAGUAUGGAGAGGAGGAAGCAAAGCCCAGUGCUUUUAUAUGUAAUUUUUUAAAUGCAUAUAUGUUUCAUGUGUUUAAAAAUCAAGGUGCUAUAUAUAUUCAGUUCAAAGGGCCUCCUGGAAACCAAAUCAUAGCUGUUAUAUAGAUGUGAACGGCAGUUGUAGGAGCAGAUUUGGCAGAGGACUCUGUUAGUGUUGUAUUUGGUUUUUUUGGCUUGUCUGUCUCUUUGUUUAGCUUUUGGUUUUGAUGGGCUACCCAAACCCAAACUGAAAAGGAACAAAUUCUGUAUCAGAGAUGAUGACUCCUAGGCAGUGUUGCAGUCAGUUUAAAGCUAGACUAAGAACGUGGAGGGCGCCAGGCCCCUGUGUUGAAGCUAUUGAGAUGGAGUUUGCUGUUCCUGGACGUCCUGCAGAGAUCUUCUUCCCUGUGGCUCUGGGGCCCGAUGAGCCUGAGCGGGCCAGGUGUCCGGGGCAUUGGUGCGACCAAGCAGUGCCAUCCUUAUUGACAGGUGGGAGGCUGUGGCUCUGAAGAGAUGAGUGGCGUGUCCUGGCUCCAAGCUGGAGGACUGGACAGAAAGAUUAGGACAGGUCUUCUGAGGUGACCCGUCUGUGCACCCUUUGCCAGCCUGCUGGUCUCUGCAUCAUCUUAGUUGGACAUCACAGCAAAAGCGUGACAUUCAGGAAUUUCUUCCCGGUUUUAAAGGUGAAAGUUAGAGGUCAGGAGAUGCGCUCAGUCACACAGCCGCUCUGUAGAGGAACCACGUGAUUCCCAUGUGUGAUCCGGGCCACCUCUGCCUCAAAGUGCCCGGGAGUGCUUGUCUAAACAGCAAGUUCACAGGCCUUAUCUUGACCUGAACGACCAGGAUUGUGGAAGUGGGACUCAAGAUAAUAAACCUCGGAUAUGACUAAACUUUCUAAGUUAUUCUUGUGCAUAUGGAGUUGGAGAAUGAAUCGCUAGAUUAAAUUCCGGCUUACGGAAUUCCCAGUCUUCUGCAUGAACUAAAUGAUGUGUCCUUUUUCUUCAAAAAGGAAGAGGCCGUUGCUGAAGUGAAGCAGUUAAAGGGGAGAGUGAGAAGGGCAGCAGGGCUGUUCGGCAGCUUUCUUAAUUGAACCAGCAGGCCUUCGUGUUGCCGUCUGGGCCCACAGUUCUAAACGUGCUCUCUGAUCAAUCUUGGCUUAAUAAUGCAGGGUGAGCUAAAUGCAGCUUAUCAAUUUCAGAAGCUUCAGGACCACGUCCCAGGUUAAAGGUGGGAUUUAAGUCUUUUUGAUAAAACAGCCUUGUGUAGGCAUUCUCCUGAAGAGUGUGACACCAGGACUGUGGCCCUCGUCUCUCAGGCCAGGCUGCCAGGAAUGGGCAUUGGGGAGAAGCAGGGGUGCCUCCCCAUCACAGGCUACAUGCUUAAGGUAGGUGGCAGGUGCUGGCGCGAGGUAAUUCCCCAGGGCCUUUGCAGGGCGUAGAUGACUGCUCUAUGAGAGCCUAGAGGCUACUCUUCCCAGCCCAAAGAGAUCUCCUUAGGCAAGAGAUUAAUGCAGGGAGGGUCUUGAUUUUGUCUUUAAACAAAUGGGCAUUUAUGGAGCUCAAAUUAAUAAAGCAGGUACUCUGCUCACUAAAGACUUAGGGAAAAUGCUUGAGCUUAGAAAAGCAACAUCAAAUGUUUUAAGGCUGAGGAGAAAAAGCGCACUAAAAUGAGGUUUCUUUUGUGUCUUAGCGCCUGCUGAUGGCAGCUGUGAGGGUGUGCGUGUUGUCUUUCCCCACUCCCACGAGUGAUGAGUGCGGACCCCCUUCUCUGACCAGUGUGAAUAUGGUCAUGGGACCAGGGGAUGAUUUAGACUUUCUGCCCUUGACGGAGCCUCCUAAAGGGAAAAAGAAAAAGCCACCAGCCUUUGCUUUACCUUGAAUGAACACACAUGAGGCGUUGUACCACGGGGCAGGGCUGCUCAGGAGGUUGUGGGUGUCGUGAAGCCUGACAUUCCGAGCAAAUGCCGGACCUCCCCGUCGCUCAGGUGACCUGGUGUGGACUCUUGGAGAGAGGUGGGCUCACUGAAAGAACCUCAGGUUCUCCACCUGGGCUCUGAAUACAGGCAGAGAGAAAGGUGUAAAUGACCUUGUUUUCUAGAGAAGGAGGAAGGGUUUCACAUUACCUCGGAUCGUUUGGACCCCAGAGCAGAGAAGCUUGAGUCAUUUGAAUAAGUUACAUUAAUACCCAGUACUUUUCCAACCCUACAGAAAGAUAGGUAUUUUCCUCACUGGAGCAUGUGAAGUUUAACUAAGAUAUGUAAAGCUCUGGAAAUUGAACCUCAUACCAAAUGACAGAUUCACCUUGCCCUGAAGCUUGGCACAGUAAGAGCCUCCUCUUGGAGCUACACUAUUUGUUUCUCCGUGUUAUUUAAAGCCAUCAUUUGUGCUGAUGUGCAUUUACUACCUAAGAAAAGGAAAAAGAGAAACGAUGGUUAAGGCUUUCUCUCCGCAAUCCUCCAAGAUUCCUGGGACAGCGAAGCUUUCUUCCACGCUGACAGCGAGAGGAGACGGGAAGGCGCCAGUGUGUUGGGUGGCGGAGUGGUCACCUUGCUCGCUUGCUCAGUUUUAGGAUUCCUUCUCCAGAGGGACCUCUGGAGAGGUCCUGAAGGAAGGGCAGCGCAGCUUCUCAGUAUCAGUAGAAGCUAAUAAGUAGCAUGUGGAGGAGCUUCCGGAGGGCACUUCCACACACGUCACUUCAUCACAUCGGCACUUCUGCCCACAGCAGAAGCCAGGCUUACGCUUAGGAGGGAUUAAUUUGAUCUGACGAACAGAAUAAAACCCUUUCAAUGGUGGCAGUUUUCUUUUGUCCUUUGAAAGCAGAUUUGAUUCUUUGUAGCUAAUCUUGGAAAAAUGUCAAGUUAAAGGGAUACUCUUAGGGGUCAAAACCAACUUGUGACUCUGAGAUGUAGGUGGUUUUCUUAUCCCCUCUUGAUCCAGUGGCUUGGGGAUUUCAGUCCUCAGGGAUUGACUUUGAAAGGCAGCGUGUGUUAGGAUGCUUAAGUCGUGGCUCGAGGCGCCUCAUCCUUAUUUGCGUGUCUUUCUGAACAUCAGUACUUCCCAAAUAUCACAUUCCACCGUCAGGGAGGUCUGAACUCGGUAGUUGAGCCCUGCACUUCUCUCUCCUCCUCUCUAUUCCCAACGAUUGCAGACAGCACCCCCCUCAGAGCACCACCUCCACCCCCCCCUUAGCUGUGCUGCGCCGUGCCUAGCAGCAGCUUCUCGUAUGUAGGUGGAAUGUCAGGCCUAGACCCAGCCAGGGUCAGGUGCGCAGUCAGUGGGCAUCCUGCUCCCAUGCGUAGCUGCGAAGCAGGUGAUUGCCGUGAUGUGCAGCAUCUAGAAAAGGCCGUCCGGUAUUAGACGAGUGCUGCUGGAAAGGUUUGCUCGCUUCUCUCUUUUGAUCAUUAAUUUUUUAUACGGACACAUACAUAAUUCCAAAAGUGAAUGCUUUCAACUUUUUAUUUUCAGAAAAGUGUUUUUAAUUAAAAAUAUGUGGUAGGGAUAAGUGAAUAAAGUAUACUUAAUUUGUGGUAGAAGAGCUGAACCAAGAGGUAUCUUAUUAAAGAAACCUGAUCUGAUUGUGCAGAGCACAUAUAUGAAGAAAUAUGUAAGCCGGUAGGGUGGGUCAGAGGGUCAGGAUCAAUACAAGAUGAUGUGAUGUUGAAAACGUUCUGAAAGACAACUGUUUUUAUGGUUGUUUUUUUUUUUCCCCCCAACUAAACUACCAUGUUCUACAAGAAGUUGGUUUCAUAAUGGUGCAUUGCUGAAUCAUCAAUUAAAUAAUUUUAGUUGCUUCGGAUUUUAGUCUUAGGUUUUAACAACUCUUGAGUUUUCCCACCCUCAUGUUUCAUUUCUUUUUUUAAGGUGAACUAUCAACCUUUAAAAAUUUUUUUAGAUUUAGAAUUGAUAAGUUAUAGUCUGUUGUAAGCCAUUGUCCUGUUAGCAGAGCUAAUGUUUGGUCUUGGACAGCCUGACUUCCAUGCUCUUUUGAUCUGGUGGAGCCUGUACACAAGCCUCAGUGUCUCCGGCAACCUGUGUCCCUGUGACGUGCACAUAGGAAGACACUCUGCUUCCGGACGGCCCUUUGUGGUCCACAGUUGCUUACUCAGGGGUUCAUAAUAGUGACAUAAAAAUACCGCCAGCUGUCUAAUAGUAUUUUAAGACUGCUUGUCUGUUACAAGGGUGUUAGGGUUCUUUCAGCAAUUCCACGAACAUACUGUCCACUAGACCUCUGGAAAUGUCCCCAGCCCCAUCCUGGCUUGGGCAGUGGCCUAUGUACAGAGGCCAUCUGCGUGCUUUCGCGUGGCACUGCCUCAUCAGGGCACUGGGGGUCCCACGAAGCAUCGUCAGUGGAACGGUUGCCGCAGGCUUUGAUCUGUCUUCCCCACUGUUAUACAGCCUUUCACUAAAAGGAAAAAAAAAAAAACACACCACUACUCUGCAGUGCAAAAGUCUUCAAAAUUCUUCAGUUAACCUUUUUGAUUCAUCAUUUCUCUUUCAGAAUGAACAAAUGUUCUCAACUAAGCGAUGUGAGAUCACAACAAAGAGAUUUGCUUGUUUUAAGCACCAUCCUUUCUACUUUUAUGUAUUUUAAAGUGUGGUCAGUAUUUCCUCCCUGUACUUUAUAAACAGGAACCACCUUGGGGUGGUUGGUACCCCUGGCAAAGCUGAUCCGUCCACACAAACUCCUACAUAUGUGUGACUUUAGGUGUAUGUGGAGUCAGUGGUGACAAGAAGGUGAUCUAGAAGUAAUUCUCUUGCUUCCCCGAAGGCCGGUGAGCCAGUCUCAUGGCAUGUUUGAUGCAUGAGCCCCCUCUGUCAUGACAUUUUCACUAGAACGUUAGUAAACAGCCUAACUACCUCAUGCGACAUUGGCUGUGGACAAUCCGUGUCAGAUGAGACAUGCGUUAAAGUUGAUUUAAUCUGGUUAAUAGGUUGAAUAAAAUGAUGUCUCUAUAAAGAAGAAACACAUUAGACCAGAUGCCAAAGGCUACAAUGUACAUAGAUUUCCUUGGAUUGCUUUUUUAAGUCAAUGUUUCAUUCCACCCCCAGUAUUAUCUGGAAUAUCUGUGGUUUCAUAGAUCCAUGCACUUUGAAUAUCUGUCACAUGCCGUCUGACGUUAGCUGUUCUGAAUGAGCAUUAUAAUGACAGUUGAAAGCAAGUAUCCAGUGGUUUGCUGAUUUCUUAAUUUUAAAGGACCUUUACUUAGAAUAUAAUGUGUUGGAGCCUUUAAGGAUCAACUGAUAAAUGAGAAUUUCAUGUGUAGGUUUCAUGUAAAACUCUGUCCAAGUUCUUACUCUGUCUCUUGCAGGGAAGGGGAACAAGGGAGGGAUUUACUUUUUUUGAAACAUGUUUGAAAAUGUCUGUCAGAUUUUAUAUUCAUUAGUUAUAAUAAACUUAUUUUUAAAGUA
Molecule: messenger RNA, 7516 nt
Organism: Sus scrofa (pig)
Lineage: Eukaryota; Metazoa; Chordata; Mammalia; Artiodactyla; Suidae
Gene: PLEKHA8
Product: pleckstrin homology domain containing A8
Biological process (GO): ceramide transport; intermembrane lipid transfer
Cellular component (GO): cytosol; cytoplasm; membrane
Molecular function (GO): ceramide 1-phosphate binding; ceramide 1-phosphate transfer activity
Source: RefSeq, a predicted model, not a curated record